This is a messenger RNA of Exophiala spinifera, 4203 nucleotides long. RefSeq lists its product as uncharacterized. Gene Ontology annotation, cellular component: nuclear RNA-directed RNA polymerase complex. Gene Ontology annotation, biological process: siRNA processing. The record is from RefSeq and is a predicted model, not a curated record. Gene Ontology annotation, molecular function: RNA-directed RNA polymerase activity. The transcript is spliced from 2 exons. NCBI's taxonomy places the organism in Eukaryota, Fungi, Ascomycota, Eurotiomycetes, Chaetothyriales, Herpotrichiellaceae. The coding region runs from base 1 to 4203 and encodes 1400 amino acids.
AUGCGGCCACACCAGCAACACUAUGUGCCCAGCAGAGCCGAGCCUAUGCAGCCCGACACGAGACAUGCGCCCAAUGAAGACUGGAGAUCCGCACCCUCUGUCAAAUGCAGGCUGAGGCGAUUGCCCAAAGGAACAACAACCCUUCAGAUCCAUAAGAAUCUUCGACGUUAUGGCAAUGUUGAAUUCAUUCGGAUCGACGAAACUCGGCAGGGCGAGUCCUCCAGGUCUGCCUUGAUCACAUUCAAGCCUCCUCCUGACCGUGCACCGUGGAAAUCUGGCCUAGCUAAAAUUCCCUUCGUCCUUGACCCGCAAGGUGUAGGUCCUUGUCCUACUGUCGAGGUUGUUGGACCGCUCGAAACCCAAGGCACGACAUACGUUCAGUCUCCGAUCCGAUCCGGUGUUAAGUAUCCGUCCGAAAUAACACUGCAGGCCGAGAGCAUCGACUUUGGCUACCUCGAGCAUCCCACGUCCAUGGUCGUCAAGGCUACAAGACAAAGCUCAGACUCAGGCUCUGUGAAGUUGUUGCUAAAUCUUACCAAGCUUGAAAUGCAAGUUCACUUUCCGAUAAAUUUGAGGUCGACGAAAGGGUCGUCUACUGUGCGAGCCUAUCGUUUCUUUGUGGCGUUGGACGACCAGUUUUCUCUGUGUCAAGUCCCGUCAUCGGCUUCGACUUCUUUGAUCCUCCAUCUUGCCCACCCACCCUGGUACUCACGACAGUCGAAAGAAGCGGUUGCACUGAGUCAUUCCGAAGGCUCUCUCAGAUGGGCUCAAGAUGAUACGUGGUUCCGCCAGACUGACAUCGUCGACGAUAAAGAGGCUUAUGCUAUCAUAGACAGAAGCCCUGUCUCGGCGAAGAAAUUGCACAAUAGUAUCAAUAUCGCAAAAUGGACAACGUUUCGCGUUAGCGUCAAGUCGAUGCCUGGUCAGCCAGAGCUCUCAACACCUCUACAGCAAUUUCUCAACGCUCUUCAGGACUUCAAUGUUCCAAUCCGGCACGAUCCUAACAUCAAAGUGUCUCACGACCUCAACUACAUGGCGCCCAUCUGGGAUUUGCUCGAUUCUAGUAACAUGGCUUUGUCUCUAGUUGAGGAGUUAGCGGCUAUCUAUCUACCAUUCGACGUUCGUUACCAACUCGAAGUCUGCAUGUCACAUGGCUGGCUGAACGAGUAUACCUUGGACGAGGACUUCCUCCGACGUUUGGCUGCCCUGCCACCCCAUCGGGCCAAACAAACAUUGAUUCACGUCGAUACUCAUCAACAACGAGUCUACAAUCCAAUGGACAUUUUUACCGAUUUUAGGUACUCCAAGCCGGUUAGGGCACGACCGCUCCCACCCAAUUGCGUUGAGCUACAUCAUGCAACGGUGACGGCAACUGGGAUUCUUUUCCACACCCCUUCUAUAGAGGUUACAAACCGUAUCGUUCGAAAGUACAUACGAGAGAGUAACAGGUUUCUUCGAAUACGUUUCGAAGACGACAUCUAUCGUGGCCAGUCACGUUUGUACCCUGCCACGACGGGUAAAAUGACAUUGAUCCAUGAAAAGGUUCGGCGCACACUUACCCAUGGCAUUGUUCUCGGGGACCGUCAUUAUCAUUUUCUAGCUUGGGGUAACUCUCAGCUGAGAGAGCAUGGUGCCUACUUUUUUGCAUCCACCAAUGGUAUCACUGCGGACACAAUCCGUUCAGAUAUGGGCGUUUUCGAACGUGAAAAAGUGGUUGCAAAGCGUGCCGCUCGCAUGGGUCAAUGUUUUUCGACCACCAGAGCAGUAUCGGUUGUCAUCAAUCGCAAGUGGAAGAAACAUCCCCUUCCGGAUAUCUGCAAUGAAGGGCAUAAUUUCACUGAUGGCAUCGGCAAGAUCUCUCCGUUGACUGCACAGCUGGUUCAUUCGACUCUCAAAUUGAAAGGCCCUGUCCCUUCAGCCUUUCAGUUUCGCAUGGGUGGCUGCAAGGGAGUACUUGCCGUCGACCCCUCGCUACCUGAUGUGGACAUAAAGAUCCGACCAAGCCAAUACAAGUUCGAUAGUACAUCAGACGAGCUUGAAAUCAUCCGAGUGUCCGAAUUUUGGCAGCCAUACCUGAACCGUCAGCUCAUUCUAGUAUUGUCCCACUUAGGUGUGCCGGAUGCUGUCUUUCUGAAUAAACAGGAGGAGUGCAUCCGGACUCUGGAUCAGGCUUUGACCGAUGAUGAGAGCGCAUUACGCGCGCUGCGCGACACUGUCGACCCGAACUUGAUGACCCUUAGCAUCGCCUCUAUGGUUGAAUCUGGAUUCAGGCACAGCAAUGAUCCUUUUGUCACCUCGCUACUACGACUUUACAGAGCGUGGACUCUGAAAUACCUCAAAGAAAAGGCUAAAAUACCUGUCAAACAAGGCGCGUUCGUGCUGGGCGUGGUAGAUGAGACCGGGAGCCUGAAAGGCUAUACAGACAGCGAAGAACAACGCUAUUCACAGGACCGAACCCAUUCAAACUUGCCUGAAAUCUUCAUUCAAUACACCGAUCAGCAUACCAGGACACCCCGCAUUGUCGAGGGUGUAUGCAUCAUCGCCCGCAACCCUUCCUUACACCGGGGGGACAUCCGAGUCGUAAGAGCAGUGGACGAAAAGAAACUCCACCAUCUGACCGAUGUCCUUGUUAUGCCAAGCACUGGUGACCGCGAUCUACCUAGUAUGUGCUCUGGUGGCGAUCUUGACGGAGAUGAUUAUGUGGUGAUUUGGGACCCAGACCUCAUUCCUACCGAGUGGAACGCGAAACCCUUCGAUUACGACGCUCCGAAGCCUCUUGAGAAGGAUGAGAUAUCCACCAAAGACAUCAUCGGUUUUUUCUGCGAGUAUAUGAAGAAUGAUUACUUGGGCAGAAUUGCACAUGCUCAUCUCGCUGCUGCUGAUUAUCUUGACGAAGGUGUCAGAAGUGAACAGUGUUUGGAGCUGGUCAAGCUUCAUUCCAUGGCGGUUGACUAUCCGAAAACUGGAGUACCUGCAGUAAUGCAGCGAGGUUUGGAACGCACCAAGUUCCCGCACUUCAUGGAGAAGAAGAGAUCGGGAGAGUAUCACUCGCACAAGAUUUUGGGCCAAUUAUAUGAUGCCGUCGAAAGAGUCAAGUUUGAGCCAAAUUGGGAUGGUAUAUUCGAUCAACGCAUUCUGCGCCACAGCUCGCCUCCUCAAGAAAUCAUGGAUUUGGUCAGGCAACUCAAGAAAGACUAUGACGAGAGUAUGCGUCGUAUCAUGGCACAGCAUCAGAUUUGUACGGAAUUCGAGGUCUGGUCGACCUUUGUUAUGCACCAUAGCAAAGCUGCAAGAGAUUUCAAGUUCCACGAGGAGAUUGGAGAGCAUUCCAAGAACUUGAAGCAACAGUAUUAUGAUGCUUUUGUUACCGAGGCACGUGGCACUGAAUUCGAAAAGUUGGUGCCUUUUGCAGUGGCAGCAUAUCGUCUUGCGAGAGAUCAGCUGCAAGAUUACCUCCUAAGGAGAGAAAUUUUCGAAGGAGACGGAGAGCCUGUCGCCUCUCCGGGUGAAGUGCCAUUCAUCAGCUUUCCAUGGGUACUACAAGACGUCUUGGGCAAGAUUGCUAGGAGUACUGCUUGCGAAGUCUUUAUGCCGGAACCCAACCAAAACCACUCCCUGAGCGAACAUGGGCAGCAACUCGAGGCUAUUCUAGACAAGUUCGACAAAGCUGACGGUUAUAUUGAUUGGCUCGAAAUUGGAGAACAUCUCCCUGAUCCUCUGGUGCCCACCGUGUCAGCCAAGGUUGAAGUCCUGGAGUCGAACCAGGCAGAGAUUCAGCAAUUAGGAGCGACAUCAACCCAGAGGUCGGACAACGAGAUGAGCAGCUUCCCUGGCAAUGGGCCUCCAUCGUCAACGUUGAGAGCUCCUGGAGAGUUGACAUUGUGCACUUCAGACUCAAAGCUACAACGAACGUCUACCCCUGACAAAGGGUCGGUAGAUUCGCCAAUGCCGAGUUCUACCUUUUCCAGCAUAGAGAGUGCGGAAACGAGCCCGGAUGAUGUCAAACCAGUUAGUUCGAUACUCUCUCCAGAAGGUUUGAGUGACAAUCCUGGAGGUUUAGGCCCCGAUCGCAGCUCCACGCAACAUGUGCUCGCGCAUGCUGCCAACAAUAAGCAAGUCUUUACGGACCCGACCUUGAUGUCUAGGGAUGAGUUGAAUGCUCUCGGAAUGAUUGAUGAUGAAGACGAAGAUUUUACCUUCUGA